Symbiodinium sp. CCMP2592 is the source of this 1341-nucleotide messenger RNA. NCBI's taxonomy places the organism in Eukaryota, Dinophyceae, Suessiales, Symbiodiniaceae. The record is from the annotation of a GenBank genome assembly.
AUGACUGCCACUCUGUUCUCUGCGGCCCAAACGGGUCUAGUGAAGCCGGACGGCGUGCAGGCGCGACGAAAGAUGCAGCACCGAAGAGUGUUCUUGAAGGGAUGGUGCCCUGGACAUCGUGGUGCGGCGAUCAGUGCUUGCCUCGGCAACAACCGGGCCUACGAUUCAAAGGUUCUUGACCUUGUACUCGUACUCCAGAAUUGCGAGCCGAACUUGCAGUUCGUCGAAUACGUGCGCACUCUCACCACAUUUGCAGUGACUAGAACUGACCCCAUGUGGAUCUCACCGACGCCAAUGCGACCGCAGGGUCAGCUGACAAUGGAGAAACCGGUCCUUGGCAUACAGCAGAUCUCCACAGGCUCCGUCGUGCAGGUGGAGGCAGACGUCUCCCAGGCCCAGCAGAGCUACGAAGCGCUCAAGUGCACGGUCGUCAGCAUGCCGAACUCUCCACAGGCUGCGGUGACGGGCAUGUUGCAGCAUGAGAUGAUGACAUGGUGGGAGCGCCCAGUGCGGCCGAGGGCAUGGCAGCCGACGGCCCUGCCGGCGAUGUCACUGUGCAGUCUGCACAGGGUGCAUGCAUGCCAACGAAUGCUGCCUGCGCCUGCAAUGGCUGUGGAGGAGGCUGCACUUGCGCAGGAUGUGGAUGUGGUGGAUGUGGUGGAUGCGGUGGAUGCGGUGGAUGCGGUGGGUGUGGUGGAUGUGACGGAUGCGGCUGCGGCGGCUGCUGUGGAGGCUGCUGUGGAGGUUGCUGCGGUGGCUGUGGUUGUGGGGGUUGCGAUGCCUGUGGUGGAUGUGGCUGUGGUAACUGCGGCUGUGGCAACUGUGGCGGCUGUUCAGGAUGUGGGGGUUGUGGCUGCGGCUGUGGAGGCUGCGGCUGUGGAGGCUGCGGCUGCUGCGGCUGCGGUGGCUAUGGUGGCUGUGGUGGCUGCGGUUGUGGAGGCUGUGGUUGUGGAGGCUGUGGCUGUGGAGGCUGCGGUUAUGGGUGCUGUGACGGGGGCUGCGGCUGCGGAGGAUGCUGUGGAGGUUGUGGUUGUGGUGGUUGCCCUGGUUGUGGUGGCUGCGGCUGUGGCGGCUGCUGCGGCGGUUGCUGCGGUGGCUGUGGCUGUGGGGGCUGUUGCGGAGGCUGCUGCGGCUGUGGCGGCUGUGGCGGCUGUGGUUGUGGGGGAUGCGGUGGAUGCGGUUGUGGCUGCUGCGGAGGCUGCUGCCCGAAUAACAUGGGCUGCGGAUGUGGCAUGCCAAACAUGGGCAUGGCGGGCAUGGGCCGGAUGCUUGGUCGGUUUGGUGAGUUUCGUGUCGCUGCACAGCACUCUUGUGCUGUGCAAUGUCAGGAAUGCGUCAUGA